Molecule: messenger RNA, 198 nt
Organism: Mycosarcoma maydis (corn smut)
Lineage: Eukaryota; Fungi; Basidiomycota; Ustilaginomycetes; Ustilaginales
Exons: 1
Coding region: 1-198 (65 amino acids)
Source: RefSeq, a predicted model, not a curated record
AUGGUCCUUUGCGCUCGGCCGCAGCGGCAGGAUCAGUGUCGAUGCUUAAGUGACUUGCUUCAAUGCCUCGGCCGUUCGACGGUCUCGAUCUCCGCCAUCACCUAUUUCGUCAAGACUGCCUCGCCUCAGAUCCGACGGCCCUCAAGCUCAUCUCAAGACGCAUCGCUUCCCUCAGCCACACCAUAUCAUUUCUGCUAG